This is a messenger RNA of Erigeron canadensis, 1765 nucleotides long. RefSeq lists its product as uncharacterized. The record is from RefSeq and is a predicted model, not a curated record. Lineage: Eukaryota; Viridiplantae; Streptophyta; Magnoliopsida; Asterales; Asteraceae. The transcript is spliced from 4 exons. Bases 379 to 1572 code for a protein of 397 amino acids.
AUUUUAAAAGGAAUUAAAUUAGGGCUUUUUUUUCUUUUCUGUGUCAACAAUCCAUUACCAACAACAUUCCCAUUUCUUUCAUCACCAUUGGCAUCUCACUCACUCUUAUUCAAACCCCAUCUCAUCAUUGCUGGCUACAUAUUAACUUUCCCUGUGUUGUGUUUCGAGAAGUAGAUGCAUGUUUGAUAAUAUUAGAUUAGGAGAGAUGAGUUGCGGUCCUUGCUUUGAAAAGUCUUAGCUUUGUAUGGUUCAUUUCGGUGAGAUAGUUGGAAGGCCGAGAAUAAUCUCUUAGUAUUUCAAAAGAUAGCUAAGACGGGGUCAUUCUGUUGUGUGGCUGCAAGGCCACAUGCGUCUAAUGCAGCUAGUCGUGACUGGUCUAUGGGUCCACACGAGCCUUACUGGAGAACCAACACAAGUUUUUCACCCCCUCCACCAAGAUGGGAUAUCCGGUACCACUCUGAAGGGCAAUCAUUUGGUUCGCAGGAGGGUAGCCAGUUGUAUGGGUCUUCCACAUCUUCAAACAGUAGAGGAAGUAGGAGUUGGUUAAGAGCAGCUUGUCGACCAAAUCAUCGACAUUCUGCUUCUGAUGGAGCUGGACUGUAUGUUAGUAGCCCAUCUGAAUUUUCCCCAACUCAGCAGUGGACCCCUCCAACCAUACAAGAAAUCAGUAUUGAUGAAUUUGAAAAUUCAUUCCGGGGAGUUGUAGGGCCUUCAUCCUUUUCACCAACUAUAGAGGGAAUUUCAGUUUCAGCCCCGCUAGAUAGCAGAGGUUCAAUCUCAUCCCGUUCAGACAGUAGUGAUUAUGAAGCAAUGGUUAAAUCACAGUCCUCAUAUCGUAACCUCGCAACCCGUCGUUGCUUCAUGUCGAAACCGGUUCAUCCUUUGACUUGUCCAACUGAACAAGAUGGGCCCGUAAUUGCAGAUUUUGAUGAGCCCCAAAGAGACAGACAACGGUUUAGUACUGCUAGUUGUGAUGUUGAUUUGACUGAUGUUUCUGAAUCAAUUGAACCUGAUUCACUUAGCCACCCGUCGGUUAACCAAUCCCAUUUUUACAAAUGUGGUUUAUGUGAAAGAUUUCUCUCCCAAAGAUCACCCUGGAGUUCACGUAGGAUAGUUAGAAGUGGUGACAUGCCAGUCACUGGAGUUCUUUCAUGCCGCCAUGUUUUCCAUGCUGAAUGCUUAGACCAAACAACACCAAAAGUGCGAAAAAACGAACCGCCCUGUCCUAUAUGUGCCAAAGCUGAUGAAGAAACAUCUCCUGAUCCACGGGGUCUUUCAAAGUUGAGGAACAGUUUUCCUAGACUAAGACCUUUCCGUGAAGAUGGGCCGUCUAGACCCUGGGGGUGUACCCAGGCAGGCAAUUGUGUUGAAGGCGCUCUAACUGCACCUGCAAGAAACACCAUGUUGCUACUUAACAGGAAUCGAGCUAAAAAGAGCCUGUCCUCAAAGGGUAACUCAAGUAAGAAAAGUGAGUCUUAUUCAUCACAACUACGUAUUGGGUUGGGUGACACGGGAUCCCUUGGGUCUUCAAAGACAGCAUCUGGCUCAGGCAAAAAACCAAUAAAUUUGUAAAUUGUGUAGAUACUGCAACCACAAAACUGGUAAUUGAUUGAUGUCAGGAGUGUGGGAAAUGUGACUUCAACUUAUUAACAGCGGUAGAAAGAUUUUUGUAUUGUAGGAUGUAUAUCAUCCAAAAUGGUUUGUAAAAUAUCAAUCUAAUUGCUGACAUUUGAAAGUAAAGUGUUGGGUUGGAUCUAUGUUCAAA